AUGUCGUUGGUGCAUGAGGAUACUGAGGAUACUGAGAACACUGAGGAUAUUGAGGACACUGAGGUUACUGAGCACACUGAGGAUACUGAGGACACUGAGGACACUGAGGAUACUGAAGACACUGAUGACACUGAGGUUACUGAGGACACUGAGGAUACUGAGGACACUGAGGUUACUGAGGACACUGAGGAUACUGAAGACACUGAGGAUACUGAGGAUACUGAGGAUACUGAGGAUACUGAGGACACUGAGGACACUGAGGAUACUGAGGACACUGAGGAUACUGAAGACACUGAGGACACUGAGGAUACUGAGGACACUGAGGAUACUGAGGAUACUGAGGACACUGAGGAUACUGAGGACACUGAGGACACUGAGGAUACUGAGGACACUGAGGAUACUGAAGACACUGAGGACACUGAGGAUACUGAGGAUACUGAGGAUACUGAGGACACUGAGGACACUGAAGACACUGAGGACACUGAGGAUACUGAGGACACUGAGGACACUGAGGAUACUGAGGACACUGAGGACACUGAGGACACUGAGGAUACUGAGGACACUGAGGAUACUGAGGAUACUGAGGACACUGAGGACACUGAAGACACUGAGGACACUGAGGAUACUGAGGACACUGAGGAUACUGAAGACACUGAGGACACUGAGGAUACUGAGGACACUGAGGACACUGAGGAUACUGAGGAUACUGAGGACACUGAGGAUACUGAAGACACUGAGGACACUGAGGAUACUGAGGACACUGAAGACACUGAGGACACUGAGGAUACUGAGGACACUGAGGAUACUGAAGACACUGAGGACACUGAGGAUACUGAGGACACUGAGGACACUGAGGAUACUGAGGACACUGAGGAUACUGAAGACACUGAGGACACUGAGGAUACUGAGGACACUGAGGAUACUGAGGACACUGAGGAUACUGAGGACACUGAGGAUACUGAGGAUACUGAGGACACUGAGGACACUGAAGACACUGAGGACACUGAGGAUACUGAGGACACUGAGGAUACUGAAGACACUGAAGACACUGAGGACACUGAGGAUACUGAGGACGUGGUUUUAAUGACCAACUUCCCAGCUUCCACCACACAACCCUUCUAUGCGUCACUCUCUGUGAGCGUGUGCAUGAUGUCCCACUGGCAGGACAAGCUGAGGUACUGCCAAGGCAAUAAUGAGAACUGUCAAACUCCAACAAAUGAACAGAUCACAUUAAGUUUGCAGUGA
Messenger RNA from Oncorhynchus mykiss (rainbow trout), 1245 nucleotides. NCBI's taxonomy places the organism in Eukaryota, Metazoa, Chordata, Actinopteri, Salmoniformes, Salmonidae. The record is from RefSeq and is a predicted model, not a curated record.